AUGGCUGUGUCUAUUACCCUAAAGUCUCCGCGCAAUGUGCCUCGCGGUGUAUGGGAACUGGCCCGGUUACACACUCGUGAAGCCUGGCUAUGUUGGUAUCCCGCCAUCUGGGGAGCAUGUGUAGCCGCGGGCAUGCGAGAUGUGUCGCUGGAACUAGCGCCAUUUCUCUGUUUACUCUUCGGCAUCUGGGCCAGCGUGACAGCUACACACUGUGCAUUCUGUACAUUCAAUGAUAUAUGUGACCAAAAGCUCGACAAACACGUUGAGCGAUGCAAGGUCCGCCCUCUACCAGCUGGCAUGAUUAGCACCUCCGAGGCCGUGGUGGCUUUCAUCUGCUGGUUGCCUCUCACACUUGCCGUUACUUGGGGCACACUGGGUUCGACCGUCACAGUGGCCUUCAUUCCUGUAUGGGUGCUGAGCACCAUCUACCCGUUCAUGAAGCGCAUCAUGCCAUUCCCACAAGUUGUGCUGGGGGCAAUAAUUGGUGGUGCGGUUUUCCCGGGAUGGGUGGGAAUUACUGGAGACCUGAAGAAUCUGGAUCAAGCACUUCCUCUAUUCUUCGCUACAGUCGCGUGGGUUGUCUACUUUGAUAUCUUCUAUGCAACACAGGACCGUCCGGACGAUGAGAAAAUUGGUGUCAAGUCACUCGCCGUACUGAUGGGGAAGAAUGUGCAGACCCUUCUGGCGGUGCUAGGAGCUCUGCAGGUAUUUCUCUUUGCCGUCACCGCGCUGCGCGCUGAUAUGUCGCUCAUCUUUUGGGUGCUGGGACUGGGUGUGUGGAUGGUGAGUAUGCCGUGGCAUAUCCUGUCGUUGGAUCUCAAGGAUCGACAUUCGGGAGGUCGAAUUUUCAAGUCGAAUAUCAAGCUGGGCUUGUAUUUGACGGGGGUGUCUUUGUUGGAGCUGUUUUUGGUGCGCGUAUUUGAUAUUUCCCUGGCAAAUAUGAACAUGGAGCUGCGCUAG
This is a messenger RNA of Penicillium concentricum, 960 nucleotides long. Its product is annotated as 4-hydroxybenzoate octaprenyltransferase. The record is from RefSeq and is a predicted model, not a curated record. NCBI's taxonomy places the organism in Eukaryota, Fungi, Ascomycota, Eurotiomycetes, Eurotiales, Aspergillaceae. The transcript is spliced from 2 exons. Gene Ontology annotation, cellular component: membrane. Bases 1 to 960 code for a protein of 319 amino acids. Gene Ontology annotation, molecular function: transferase activity, transferring alkyl or aryl (other than methyl) groups.